Messenger RNA from Cordyceps fumosorosea ARSEF 2679, 1068 nucleotides. Its product is annotated as lysine amidinotransferase. The record is from RefSeq and is a predicted model, not a curated record. NCBI's taxonomy places the organism in Eukaryota, Fungi, Ascomycota, Sordariomycetes, Hypocreales, Cordycipitaceae. Bases 1 to 1068 code for a protein of 355 amino acids. The transcript has a single exon. Gene Ontology annotation, molecular function: amidinotransferase activity. Gene Ontology annotation, cellular component: mitochondrion.
AUGACUGUCAAGACCACGGUGCUCAUCUCGGCGGACGACGAGUGGUCGCCGUUGAAGUCCGUCAUCGUCGGCCGGGCCGAGCACUCGGCGUUCCCCGCGGAGCCGCCGCAUCUCGUGACGGCCGUCAUGCCGCCGGGACACUGGGAGGAGUUCAAGCCCAACAACGCCUUCCCCAAGAACAUUGUUGAGAACGCGCAAAAGGAGCUCGACAACUUCGCUUCCGUCCUGGAGCAGCACGGCGUGCACGUAUACCGCCCGACCGAGGUCGACUGGGUCGCCGCCGGCGGCUACACGGGCUCCAUGUCGCGCGACGCGCUCAUGACCGUCGGCUCCACGCUCAUCGAGUCGGCCUUUGCCUUUGGCUGCCGCCGCCACGAGGUCGACCUCGGGUACUCCGAGAUCCUCGCGCAGCUGUCCGCCGGCACCAGCCCCGCGACCAUCGUGCGCGCGCCGCGGCUCAUCGGGCGCGACACCAUCUACGACGGCGUGGCCGAGUCCAUCAGCGCCGACGCCGCCCGCGGCUCCGUCAUCUCCAUCAACAACUCGCGCGUCGCCUUCGACACGGCCGACUUCAUGCGCUUCGGCAAGACCAUCAUCGGACAGCUCAGCCACGUCACCAACGAGCGCGGCGUGGCCUACGUGCGGUCGGUGCUGCCGGACGGGUACACGCUGGAGAUGCUCGACACGGGCAUGCGGCCGGGCAACAUGCACAUCGACACCACCAUCCUUCCCCUGCGCAAGGGCCUGAUGAUCUACUCGCCCAAGUACGUGAACGAGGAGAGCAUCCGCCGGCACGCCAUCUUCAAGGACUGGGAGCUGCACGCGUACCCGUUCGAGCCCGAGUACGUCCCGGGCGGCCCGCCGCCGUACACGUGCUCGCCGUGGCUGGUGCUCAACGGGCUGAGCCUGGACGAGAAGCGCAUCUUUGUCGAGGAGAAGAAUGUCGAGUUCGCGGAGUGGGUGCGCGACAAGUUUGGGAUGGAGCCCAUCAUGCUGCCGUUCCAGCACGUCAACUGUCUUGGAGGAUCCUUCCACUGCGCUACGGUCGACCUGGUCAGGGAAUCUUGA